UCUGGCGAGCCUUUCCCACAGUCUGACUCAGCAAGUUGUUGGCGGCAAGAGAAAAAUUUUCCGCCUAAUCUCAAAAAUUUCAGCCGCCAAAUCUCAAAAUUUCAGCCUACAAAGAGGCUCGUCAAAGCGGUUUUACAAGAUCUCUCGCUGGUGCUCUUCGCUGCGGCUCUUCACCCGCCUUCCAGAUGGAGUCAACAUCGCAGCCAUUUGCUUACCAUGAACAUACUCAUAAAGACACUGAGAUAACUGAUCUCACUUCUCAACAUGGCAGCACUUCACAGAUUAACAUGCAGUCACAGAUGUUCACAUCUAUCCCAUUUGGUUCAUCAAACAUGACUUUUAAUCCGAAUUUUAUGAUGCAUCCUUCAUUUCCACGUGCUCACUCACCAUUUGGGUAUGGAGUUCCUUUUCAAGAUCUUUCAAACUCUUCUAAUAUUCCAUUAGAGAGUCAUGUUGCUAAAAUGAGCAGAGUACCAGAAAAAAAAUAACAAGAUCGUACAAAAUACGAGUAUCUCUCAUACAGUAGGAGGCAGCAAAAACUGGAGCAAAGAUGAAGACAUAGCACUAAGAAGGGCUUGGCUAUAUAUUUCUGUUGAUGCUGAUGUCGGUAACAAUCAAAAAAUUGCUAAUAUGUGGAAUCGUAUCUUCCAAGUUUGGAGGGAGAAAAUGGGAACUUAUGAUGAGUCUCACACAACAAAUGCCUUGCAAUCUCGUUGGAGUAAGAUCGUACCUGCAGUGAACAAAUUUCAUGCUUUAUAUGAGCGACUACAAAGGAAUCCAAAGAGUGGAGCAAGCCAAGAAGAUAUGAGGCGAGAGGCAAUGCGCAUGUACGAAGAUAUUAAUCAAGGUCAAUCUUUCAAGUAUGAACAUUGUUGGGAUAUCAUGAAAAUAAAUCCCAAAUGGUGUGUGAAGGAGGGUACUAGGACCAAAGAUAUCUCCAAGCAAAAAGCUACCAAUGCAAGUGGGGAUACCCGAGUACCAACUCCACAAGUGAGUUUAGGUAAUGAAGACCAACAUCCCAUUAAUGUAGAUGCUACUAGUGCUGGUAAAUGCAGUGAUAUUGAACGCCCUGAAGGAAGAAAAGCUACUAAAGAAAAAAAAAGGAGGAUGAAUGAUGAAAAAUGUGUAGUUGAUGCUUUGAUCAACUUACAAACUGUGCUGGAAAAACAGAUUUGUGUUAGUCAAGAAGAGCUCAGGGCAAAGAAGGAAAAGGACUUGAAGAAAUUUGAGUUACGAGAAAUGGUAAUGAAAGAAGAGUUGGAGCUGAAAAAAAAUGCUCAGAAAUUAAAGGAGAAAGAUCAACAAUUAAAAGAAAAUGCUCAAAAGUUCAAGGAGAAAGAUCAACAAUUAAAAGAAAAUGCUCAAAAGUUCAAGGAGAAGUCUCAAAAGAGACUAGAUCAAGAGCAUAUUUUGAAUCAAGACAUUACCAAGCUUCCCUCAAGCAUUAGAGAGACAUUUGAGAUGUAUCAAUCACAAAUUUUUAAAGAAUGGGAAAAAGAUGGUUUUUUUGGUUGAACUACAGCUACUGAGAUUCAAGUCUUUGUGAAGCCAAAUAUUAAAACUUGCUGGAAGAGUAGAAGACAUUCUGUUUGAAGACUAGUUAUUUUUUUUUUAUUUUUUUUUAUUUUUUUUUCUUUGGUUUGCUAGUUUGGAACAAUUCUUUUUAUGGUUUAGAUAAAGUUUAGGUUCGUGAAGUAUUAGGAAGACAUUAGACUUUUUAUUCUUUAUAUUCAUUGUGUUCACUUCAUUAAACGACAUUGCAGCUCUCUUUUAAACACCUUAUGCAACAUGAUAUUACAA
This is a messenger RNA of Cuscuta epithymum, 1800 nucleotides long. Lineage: Eukaryota; Viridiplantae; Streptophyta; Magnoliopsida; Solanales; Convolvulaceae. The record is from the annotation of a GenBank genome assembly.